This is a messenger RNA of Australozyma saopauloensis, 777 nucleotides long. RefSeq names its product succinate dehydrogenase iron-sulfur protein subunit (gene SDH2). Gene Ontology annotation, cellular component: mitochondrial membrane. The transcript has a single exon. Bases 1 to 777 code for a protein of 258 amino acids. Gene Ontology annotation, molecular function: 2 iron, 2 sulfur cluster binding; electron transfer activity. Lineage: Eukaryota; Fungi; Ascomycota; Pichiomycetes; Serinales; Metschnikowiaceae. The record is from RefSeq and is a predicted model, not a curated record. Gene Ontology annotation, biological process: respiratory electron transport chain; aerobic respiration; tricarboxylic acid cycle.
AUGUUGAAGUCCUUGCUCCGCCCAUCCUUGUCUCCCCUCCGCAGAACUUUGGCCACCGCAGCCCUGCCCAGAGUCAAGCAAUUCCAAAUCUACAGAUGGAACCCAGAUACGCCCGAGGUUGCCCCUAAAUUGCAGACGUACGACGUUGACUUGAACGCCUGUGGUCCUAUGGUUUUGGACGCUCUAUUAAAGAUCAAGAACGAGCAAGACUCCACCUUGACCUUCAGAAGAUCGUGUAGAGAGGGUAUUUGUGGCUCUUGUGCCAUGAACAUUGGAGGUGUCAACACCUUGGCAUGCUUGUGCCGUAUCGACAACAACACCAGCAAGAGCACCAAGAUCUACCCCUUGCCACACAUGUACAUUGUGCGUGACUUGGUUCCUGAUUUGACCCACUUCUACCAACAAUACAAGUCCAUCCAGCCAUACUUGCAGAGAGACGACCACCCAGCUGACGGCAGAGAGAACUUGCAGAGUAUUGAGGACAGAGCCAAGUUGGACGGUUUGUACGAGUGUAUUUUGUGUGCUUGUUGUUCUACCUCGUGUCCAUCCUACUGGUGGAACCAGGAGCAGUACUUGGGUCCUGCCGUUUUGAUGCAGGCAUACAGAUGGUUGAUUGACUCCAGAGACCAGGCUGGCAAGAUCAGAAAAGAGAUGUUGCAAAACUCCAUGUCCUUGUACAGAUGUCACACCAUCAUGAACUGUUCGCGGACUUGUCCUAAGGGCUUGAACCCAGGUUUGGCUAUUGCUGAGAUUAAGAAGCAAUUGGCCUUCGACUAA